CCCAACAUAGCUAAUUUUCGCCGCCAAGGUUUUAGCCCUAGGCUCAACGGAUAUACCCUCCUCUCUCGCCGCCGGCGGGGUACUAGUCUCCGUGGUGCAAUCCGCCGGUGGGACCCCUCUGCCCUGCCCUAAUCCCCAUCAAACGGUCCAAUUCACACACCCCUCGCACCCACAUGGGGAACCCGCGCCGCCCCGCCGCCGCCGCCGCCGCGGCGCCGGCGUCGGCGGAGUUUGAGGUGGGGUUCGCGAAGCUGCAGGGCGAGUGCUUUGAGUACUACAUGCAGACCUACUCCAUCAUCCUCGGCCGCCACAGCCGCCGCAGUAGCAAGGACCCCGCGGCCCCGCCGGUGGUGGAGGCCGACGAUGGCGUGGACGUGGACCUCGGCGCGCUCGGCGGCGGCAUGAACGUCUCCCGCCGCCACGCGCGCAUCUUCUACGACUUCCCGCGCCGCCGCUUCGCGCUCGAGGUGCUCGGCAAGAACGGCUGCCUCGUCGAGGGCGUGCACCACCUCCCCGGCUCGCCCCACGUCAAGCUGGACUCGCAGGACCUCCUCCAGAUGGGGGAAGCCAAGUUCUACUUCCUCCUCCCGACCCGCUCCGUCUUCGGCACCAGCACCGCGCGACGCGCCUCCGCCGUCCCGCGCGCCAUCCCGCCGCCUCCAUCUGAUGACGACGAGGAUGAAGGGGAGGAAGACGGAGAGGCCGUGGCGGCGGCAACGCAUCUGAGGAACGGGAAUAACGGAAGAAGGUUGGACGCUGCAGGAUCAAAAGCUUACAGGGAAUCAGAUGAUCAACUAUUGCUUCAGUUGGAGGAGAAAGAUGUCAUCUCAUCAGCUGCUACUAUAUUGUCUGAUCUCUGUGGACCUCAGGAAUGGGUUUCUAUGAACAAUCUUCAUGAAGUGAUGUUUGAUAAGUACGGCAAUUUGUGGCACCACAGCAGGGUGCGAAAAUAUCUGACAUCGGAAGACUAUCCAGGGAGUGAAACUGAUGGUAGACCAUGGCAUGGACUUGCAUUGCUGCUAAGGAAGUACCCUGAGCAUUUCGUGAUCAACAUUAGGAAUGCUGGGGGGCUGAGCACUGAGUUUGUCUCUUUGGUCUCACUGCAACCUUGAGAAUUUCCAGACACUUCUCCAAGGGUGUCGUAUAGCUUGGAGUAUACUUCUUUGGUCUCUUUUCCUGCUUUUGUAAACAGUAUACCUAGUUGGAGGGUAAAGAGGGGUAUGUCUUUAGGAUUCAUUUUCCUUUCUGUUAAUGUUGUGGUCGAUACAUCGGUUAUGUGGAGGUUAACAUUUCCUAUCUGCUAUGCUAUAUUGCGUGAUCUGUAUGCUGGAAUGGGGAGUCUAGCCCUUGCAGUCCAGGCUAGGAUUUAGGGCGCCGUGCUGCUUCGAUGGCAAGUUUUUGAUGGGGUUGGGGCAUCAGAAAUGUACUCCCUCUCCAUCACUGUAGGGGUUAUUUCAUUUUGUGAAAACCAUAUUUGUAAAUAACAAUUAGUCGUAAUUGUACAUAUUUGUAAAUAUCAAGUAACAAUUAGCCAUAACUGUCCAUGCAUACUGAUUGUACUACAUCUGCAAAUCCAUAUUUAAAAUAUUCGUAAGUUGGUGUUGAUUUUGUAUCCAUCAACAAUA
Molecule: messenger RNA, 1625 nt
Organism: Setaria italica (foxtail millet)
Lineage: Eukaryota; Viridiplantae; Streptophyta; Magnoliopsida; Poales; Poaceae
Product: FHA domain-containing protein FHA2
Exons: 3
Coding region: 174-1112 (312 amino acids)
Biological process (GO): regulation of ribosomal protein gene transcription by RNA polymerase II
Cellular component (GO): nucleus
Molecular function (GO): sequence-specific DNA binding; protein binding
Source: RefSeq, a predicted model, not a curated record